Molecule: messenger RNA, 7568 nt
Organism: Pocillopora meandrina
Lineage: Eukaryota; Metazoa; Cnidaria; Anthozoa; Scleractinia; Pocilloporidae
Source: the annotation of a GenBank genome assembly
AUGGAGGAUGAAGUCAAUCGCGACAGCACAGAAAAAAUUGCUGAAGGCAGCGUCUUUAUCAGAGGCAUCAGGCCUCUUCAAAUUCAACGGCGAAACGCUCGAGUAGUAGUGGGCUUUGUCCUCGUUGCUGUGGUGUUUUUCCUAAUUGGUAUCUUAAUUGGAUACUUAGUGGCGAAGCCACCAAAUAGUGAAAGUUGUUCUAGAAAAGAUGCAGACAAUGAGCCUGAGACAAGUGACUUCCAAAAGUUCCACGAUUUGUUUAAACAAACGAUUAGCACCGAGAAGUUGGAAUCUCUGAUGAGGUAUGAAAAACUGAUGAUAAUUGGUCAUGCAAAUACUUAAUGCGAGUCUUCUCACAAUGUCAAAGGAGUGAGAUGUUAUGAUUUUGAGCGCCCAGAACAUUUAUCGUGAAUUUUGAGGCUCGUCGUUCCCAAUCCGUGUCAAUAUUUUGCAUCGCUAACCAUCAUAGCUACUUCUUGCUACAUUUUUGCCUCGUGUGGAGUUUUUUCAUCUGAACAAACUAGUAUUUUAUGAUUUCCCUCACAACUGCUGGGGAAGACGCGUGCGUUUUUCCUGAACCGAAAACACGUUUUGGAUAACGAGUCAAAAUCUAUAACCCUUAAAUGUCUUAACAUUCAAUUGUAUGAUCUAGCGGUGCCAAAAUAAGUUAUAAAUGUCUUCAAGUCCUGCGUCAGUUAUUUGCGAUGGAAUAUGUGUUUCAUUUGCAUUGAAGCGAUAAACUAAUUUGUUUUUUUUAAGUUGACAGCCAGGCAAUAACGUCACUAAGUUAGAGUUCACUCUGUCAAAUUUUGUUACGUAUGCGAGUCACGUGACUGCCAGAAACCAUCAAAGGCGCGACAGCGAAGAAACGAAGAGGAAGGAGACAAUUUGCUUGGCGUAAAAUCAUUCGAAUUUAAUUUUGAUAUCAGGGCAAACGUCAAGUAGAUAUGAAGGCAGCAAAAUGAAGACUUAAAGAUUUUUAAGAUGUUUUCCUUGAGGGAACUAGGCAGUCGUGCUACAUGCCAUUCCACUGAUUUCAAUGAUACUUUGCCUAAAACUCUCCUAAACUUCUACCUUAAAACUCAAAAUGACAAACUGGGUUCUGUUUAAGUCAUUUCCGGGGGGGAUAUAGACCACCCACUGGUUUUAUUGGGUUUUCUUCACUAAUUCAGCUUCAAAAUAGACAAAACGUAUGAAGCUCUCUUCGUGAUUGUAUUUAACCUUUCGCUACGAAAGUUCACACACAUAUCGGUACAUCACUGAUGAACGCAAGAAACAAGUAUCAGUCAGUUUGAUUGACAGCCUGUCGAUCAGAUCGGGCAAGUAAGUGAAUGCGUUUUAAGACAUUCAAAUAUUUGAUAAUUUGAGGUCAAAUAUCUCACCUUGCCAAAAGCUACAACACUAAUUUUGGUGUCCAUUUGUCAUCUAUCAUUUAGUCUCUGAGAAAAUUUUUAAACGUUUUGGGUUUUUUUGGCCUCAGAGACCGGUUGAAAAUUGCAUCUGUGACAAGCUCCUUACAACUCCACCUGUCAUACAAUUAUGGUUGCAAGCGGUGAUUAGCUUCUGUAGGAAUUCCCGAGUCUAAAAAUGCAAACCGUUCGUUUUUAGCUCAUUCAUGCUGAAAGCAAUGAAUGAGGUAUCGUGUUGGAGCAGAUGUUGACGGAAGUUGUCGACCGUUGACGGAGGUUGUAUUUCGUGGACAGAGGUUGCAUUGUGGACCGUGAACUGAAGUAGCCUCGCGUGCUACCCCUCCUCACUUAGUGAAAGUCAAAAUUAAUUUCGAUGAAGUUCAGAAACUCGCGUGGAAAGAAAUAAAAUGUUUAUAUGGUUAAAAAAAAUAAUAACCUCAAAUCACAUUUCCGAACUUCUGAAAAUGCAACUUGAAUCGAGAAGCCGAAAUGUUCACACCUAAUGGACCCGUAGCAGGUUUAUUUCAACACACGCUGUGACCACGCGAAAGAGCAUCAAAGAUCGCCAUAUUGGUAAGCCGCGCAUUUGCGUUCGUCUUCAGUUAGUAUAAAUUAAUCAUUGCCCUAUCAUUGUACUUUUCCUCGUGAGCUCUUCGACAUACAGUCCACAUAUCAAUCAUAGCGGCCAAGAUAGUCUCACUAGAAUUUUUUUGCGAGCUCCAGUAUUUCGGUCCGGACUUGAGGCUCGUUCGAACAAAAACAGCAAUACCAGUCGGGUCAGAACAAAAUGCAGACUGCAGACUGCAGCCGGGUACAAAAUGCAGACUGCAGACUGGGUAAAAAAUGCAGACUGAGAAUGUAUACUGUUUUUUCGUGUGAUACGUGAUAACAUGUCAUCUUACAACUUACCGAGAGUCACGCAAUCGCUCCUCCGCGAUCAUCUUUCGCGAUUAUUUGCACUAUCGUGGAAUAUUCCUUGCCCGUUUCUUGAUCACAAUCGUCCUUAAUAUGACUUCAAGCCUUCAUAUAUUCUUCUUACUUUGCGCGCGAGUUGGUUGGUGAGAUGCCGGCACAGAAUCUACUUAAUAAAAGUAGAUGUAAAGGAGAUGUCACUAUUAAAUUUUUAUCACGUGCAAUAUUCGAGAAACAAUUAACAGCUUUGCACGUGGUCCGAACGUUUCAUCGUUUUAACCGAUAUGUGUUCAUUUUGUUGACAAAAAUGCGGACCGAGACCAAAACCGUUCCUUCGACUUGAUAUACUUUCAACUUUCAGGGGUGUACACACACCGAUUAUUUUUCCAUAUGUGCCUUAUAUUGUUAUUGGCUUAGUACAUGAGGAACCAGCGAAUUUUUAUAUGGAAAAAGAAGACUGGAAAAGCGAAGAGUUACUUUCGUGACUGGCCAUUUGUUUGUUUUUCUAGUAUAUUAAUCUCUCAUGUGUUUGGUGACUACGCAAACACACACACACCAACAAAAAGAACACUGUUUGCCUCUGAUGAUCUCUGCCUAAUGACCUCUGCCCAUCCUACCUCCAGACCACACAGCCUUUUUUCCAAUUCUCAUCACGACUAACGCACAAGUUUUCUUUAUCACACAAAUGCCCAAAAAUAAGAGAGAAUUUAUUCUAAAAGUCUUGAAAGUUCACAUAAACUGAAUUCAACAGUACAUAUAUUCAACAAGUCCAAGAAACAAACUUAAGCCAUAACAUGAAUGAGCUGGCUCCAAGAGCCCUUUGGUUAUCUUCUAGUCGCCAAACUUGCAUUGUCUUCCCCAGGCGUUUCUGGAACUGAGGAUGAGAAUCGCAAGCCUCCCCUAUUUGAUGAAAACCCAAUAGAACCAGGAGGUGGUCUAUUCCCCCGGAAAUAACCUUAAAAGGAAUUAGUUUGUAUUUUUGAGUUUAGAGUAAACCCUCUAAACUGGCAAAGUUUCAUUGAAAUUUGAGAGGUGGCAUGCAGCUCGUCUGCCUGGUGCUCCCAUAGACACACUCCUUUUUCCCUAUUCAGCCCCUUUUGUCCUUUGCGAGAAUUUUAAAAUUGUUAUGGCGUUUUUUUUUUUCAAGUUUCACUUAUUCUGAAACGUUGUCAAGGAAAAUUUUCACGAGAAAAGAUAAUGCAGUCGCACAAACCAAGCAGAUACACAUGCACGUAUAUUACAGCAAGGGAGAUUAAAAGUGCGGGAAAAAGUAGUUCUAACUAUAUCAAUAAUAAUAGUGAUAUAUAUGAUAAUCGUAAUAAAACCAGUCAUAAGACAGCGUCAUUGACAAUGACUGUGAUGAUGAUAAUUUUGAGGUUUGAUCAAAAUUUCCUGACUUAACUGUUCAUUACAGGGACUUUUCAACACAGCCUCACAUCGCUGGAUCUCCGAGACAGCUGAAGCUUGCAAAUACUCUCGCUACAAAUUGGAAAUCCUAUGGUUUCGACAAAGUAGAAAAACCUGAAUAUAAUGUUCUCCUGUCUUUUCCACAACCAAACAAACCGAACAAGGUCACCAUAGUAGAAAACGGUACAACAAUCUAUGAAAUAGCAGGACAAAUUAAGGUAAAUUCAUUUCUUUCAUUUUUCUUUAGAUAUUUCCUAAUUACUUAAUGCACUUUUUUAAUAUGAUAAAAGAAGAAUUUCAAUUUUCUAACUCUAAGCAGUGCGCCUCUGUUUUUCGUGAAUUGAAUAAUCAUUGCUACUGUUCUGGCUUUCAAUAUCCGGCAGUUACUGUGGCUCGGUUCCAUUGUGUUCUACAACGAAAUAUCUUGUUUUCUGUGCACUUCAUUAACCCUCUACAUCCUAACAUCAGCAUGCAGUUUCUCCAUACUGUUCUCUAUACGUUUCCUAAGAUGUUAACAAGGAGACGUUGUUUGAUAAUCAAGAGCUAUUUUAGUUGAUUAUGAUUUCCGUUAUUCCGGUGAUCUCAAUACGUCAUUCAAAAGGGCUAUUGUGAGGACAAAUUAGAUAUUAGUUACUUUAAGGGGUUUAAAGGUUAACUCAUUAAAUUAUCUUUAAUUCAUUCAUUCUGGUAGAAUUAAGUUCUUAAUAGAUGGUAACACGCCUUUUUUCUGGAUAUUUUGGCUGAGCAAUAUUUGUCUGCCAGUAUCUGUGCUGGACUAUUGCGACUUAGUGAAUCUUCAUUUCUUUAUGCUUUGGAGAGGUAAUCAAAAAUUCUUCACUUUAGUAAAAUAUGUUGCCUUAAUACUUUCUAGAUAUCCCCUGAUCCAACCAGCUCUGAGACAUUCGAUCAUUAUCCAUACCUUGCAUAUGCACACAGUGGCACUGUUGAAGGUGAUCUGGUCUACGUGAACUAUGGAAGAGAUACAGACUAUGAAAAGCUUUCUGAAAUGAAUAUCCCUGUGCGUGGUAAAAUUGUCAUUAUGCGAUCCAGAAGUGUAAGUAUUUCAGAAACUCCUUUGACCUAACUUUGCCCUUACUCGCUUCAGUAUGCUUGUACAUAAAAAUUGCAUAAUGUUUCGCAACAAUUGGUCUUUUUAUACUUUUGGGAAAUAUCCUCGAUAAGGCUAACUUGACGAUUCUCUUUUUGAUCAUACCAAACAAGGAAUUUAUAUCCGUAGUUCGCAACUUUCGGGGCUAUUUUUUCGCAGGAAACUACUUUCAAGGUUUGAUGCGAACUGAGAAUUUUAAUCCAAGAAAGUAAUCAGUUAGUAAAGGAUUUGUUUUCCUGACCUGCUGGCAAGUGAAGCUUUUAGUUACUGCGGUGAAGUUGGUUCAUAAACCACCAAAGAUAGAGAUUUGAAAAGCAGAUUGUUCCAGUGCUAGCUCCUCGCUGGGGCAAAUUCAAAUGAAUAACUCCGGAAAUGUACGUCAGUUUUUUAAAAUUUAACUUAGCUGGUUCUUUCGCUGUUAUCGAAUUCAAUUUUUGAAAAGUUAAAUUUUUAUUCCUUUUUUCCGAAGGAUUGCUGUUUAUCGUUUGUAACUCAACGGUAGUCCGAUAUUAUUAAGGCAAGGAACAUACACGUUUGCAUUCUUCAGGUUUCCAAUGCUGAAAAACACGGGGCAAUAGGAGCGCUGGUAUUCCCAGACCCAAGCUUCUCUGCUCAGCAAGGAUACGCUCAAGAUCAAGUGUACCCUAGUGGAUGGUGGCUACCAUCAAGCGGGGUGCAGGAGGGUACGAUACUUUUUGGCCCCUACAAUGGAGACCCCCAAACUCCGGUCCUUCCGUCUAUCAAAGGUAUACAUCGCAAACCUGUUAACGAGAGCGAACUACCAAAAAUUCCAGCUCAGACGAUAUCAUAUGGAGAUGCCAUGGAGCUGCUACGAAGAUUAGGAGGUAAAGUAGAUUUGUUUUGUCAAGCCACCGGUCAACUUGUCGUUUGCAUUCUUCGGAAGUCAUUGAAACCUUUCCGGAAUCAGUGCACUGCCUAAAGAGAAGUGUCGCGCGCUGGGAUGAGCACACGUUGCUUUAAAAAUUGAUUACAUUACAUGAAUGAGAAUAAGAGACGAUCAUUACUCCAUAACUUAGAGUGGAAGUAUCUUAAGAGUGACGUUAUAUUGAUUUCCACGUGUCGCACCCGUAAUGUUCUCUUUACUAAACGUUAUUCACAAUUUCGUAGGAUCAGAAGCUCCCGAGUCGUGGCAAGGUGGUUUAAACAUCACAUACCGCACUGGCCCAGGAUUUAAUGGCAGCAAUGCAAAACUCAGGUUAGAGGUCAACAACAAACCGGAAAACAAGUCAAUUUACAACGUGAUAGGUACGAUAUUCGGAAAGGAGGAGCCUGAUCGAUACGUCAUCGUCGGUAACCAUCGGGAUUCGUGGUCCUUUGGCGCCGUCGAUGCCUUAAGCGGAACCACGGUAACGAAUGAAGUAGCUCGUGUAUUAGGAACACUUUUAAAAAAAGGAUGGAGACCGCGACGAACCAUCAAGAUCUGUAGUUGGGGCGGGGAGGAGUUUAACUUGAUUGGAUCACAGGAGUGGGUGGAGGAAAAUGCUAACAUUCUUACUGAGCGUGCUGUAGCAUAUAUCAAUUUAGAUAUUGCCGUUUGCGGGGAUUACGUUUUACGAGCAAGGGCGACACCUUUGUUUAAGCAGAUAAUUCACAAAUGGGCUAAGGAGGUCAAGGAUCCCAGUAAUACCAAAGGCACAGACACGAUAUACGACAUCUGGCUGAAAAGGACUCCUUCAGAUACUAAUAGCAACCAGCCCAUGAUUUUCAACCUUUUUUCCGCAAGUGACUACGUACCCUUUUACCAGUACAUAGGUGUACCAUGUGGAGAUUUUGGCUAUUGGUUCGGGUACCCUAACAAGACAUCUCUAUAUCCUGUGUAUCACACACAACAAGACACAUUUUACUGGAUGAAAAAGUUCGUUGAUCAAAAAUUUGAAAUUCAUGGAGCCAUGACACAGUUUGGAGGAGGAAUGACACUAGAUUUCGCAGACCAACCUUUGCUGCCAUUCGACGUUCAAAAUUACGCGCUCGCAUUAAACUUUUCAUUCCAUGUUGUCGCUUCGUCCCUUGACCUCUCAGCCAACGGCAUUACUCUUACUGCACUUCGAGACGCUGUAUCCGGGUUCAUGGACGCCAGUCGGCAAUUCGAGGCUAGAAAAUCUGACCUUGCGAUGCUUCAAAAGACCUCUGAGUUGCGAGUGAUGAAUGAUCAAAUGGUGAAAGUGGAGAAGGCCUUCAUUUACCCUUACGGCCUGCCUGGUAGAGCUCAAGACCGUCAUGUCGCCUUUAAUUUUGGUUUCCACAACAUCCGCCCAUCAAAAGCGACAUUUCCCGGUAUCACAGAGGCCUUGCAUAUGGCUAAGAAAAAGGGAGACUGGGAUCUAGUUAAGCAACAAGUGUCAAUAGCAAUCUACUGUGUUCAAAGCGCCACAAAGGUUCUGGAACCUUUAGCAGGUCAAUAAAGGCGCUAAACAUCCCGCAAAAAAAAACAUAUUUUCUUUUCAUCUGACUACUUUUGAUCAGCUAUCAUGACUCAUUUUCCUAAAUAUCCUCGUUUGCGCUUGUGUCAAUAAGAACACAAAAGAUACGUUUACACACAAAUUACGUUUUACGAAAUGGUUGACUUCUACUUUAGUUUUCAAGACUCGUUCAGACCUAUUGAACGUCGUAAAUUCAUAUUGAUAUAUUAAGAGGACUGUUCAUUGUAUCAUUGUAAGAGAAUGUCAAAAAAUUAAACCAUUUCAAAGAAGGACAAUAAUCUAACAACAAGG